Messenger RNA from Varanus komodoensis (Komodo dragon), 1056 nucleotides. It is a transcript of the gene PDX1, whose product is annotated as pancreatic and duodenal homeobox 1. Gene Ontology annotation, molecular function: DNA-binding transcription factor activity, RNA polymerase II-specific; RNA polymerase II cis-regulatory region sequence-specific DNA binding. Gene Ontology annotation, cellular component: nucleus. Lineage: Eukaryota; Metazoa; Chordata; Lepidosauria; Squamata; Varanidae. Bases 1 to 1056 code for a protein of 351 amino acids. Gene Ontology annotation, biological process: type B pancreatic cell differentiation; regulation of transcription by RNA polymerase II. The record is from RefSeq and is a predicted model, not a curated record. The transcript has 3 exons.
AUGAACGCCGAAGAGCAGUAUUACGCUUCGAGCCAGCUCUACAAGGAGCCGUGCGCCUUUCAGAGAUCGCAGCCCCAGGAUUACAGCCCGAGCCCCCCAGCCUGCCUGUACAUGGGCAGGCAGCCUCCACCCCAGCCUCCCGCGCAGCCGCCGCCGCCGCCGCCCCCGCAGCCCCCUUACGCGAACGUGCUGGGGAGCUUGGAGCAAGGCAGCCCUCCAGACAUUUCCCCGUACGAGGUGCCCCCCAUCACGGAAGAUCCAGGCAUGCCUCACCUCCACCACCACCACCCCCACCACCACCCCCCGCAGCUCCCUCACCCGCACCAGGAAGCGCUGCCCUUUGGAGACGGCACGGACGCCGGCGGCUUAGAGGAGCCGAGAGUCCAGCUGCCCUUCCCCUGGAUGAAAUCCACCAAAUCCCACGCCUGGAAGGGACAAUGGGCUGGCACGGGUGGCUCCUACGUGGUCGAGCAAGAAGAGAAUAAGCGGACGCGGACCGCCUACACAAGGGCGCAGCUCCUGGAGCUGGAGAAGGAGUUCCUCUUCAACAAGUACAUCUCCAGGCCCCGCCGGGUGGAGCUGGCCGUCAUGCUGAACUUGACCGAGAGGCACAUCAAGAUCUGGUUUCAGAACCGGAGGAUGAAGUGGAAGAAGGAGGAGGACAAGAAGCGAGGCGCUGGCGGCGCAGGGAGCCGCCCAGAGCCGGAGCAAGACUGCGCGGUGUCCUCGGGGGACGUGCCGGGCAAAGAGGAGGCGGAGGAGGCGGCGCCGCCCCCGGGCGCCAAGCUGGGCGCCGCGGACCUGCGGCCCUCGAGCCCCACCGCGUCCCCCCGGCGGCGGCAGCAGCAGGAGGGGCGGGCGGCGUCCCUCGAAGACGGGCAGGCAGAGGCGCGGCGGGUUCGGGCCGCCCGAGCCAGCAAGCGGGGCAGCUGCGCGCUCGAGGUUGGGGACUUCAACUCCCAGCAUUCCCGACCACCGGCCACACCGGCAGGCCCUUCUGGGAGUCGCAGUGCCACACCUCGGGAGUUCGGCUCCUUCGCUCACCCUCUGGCCUAA